AUGGGGAGUUCCAGGGCUAGGGAUGAGGCCGGUACCGCCGCAGACCCUCACCUCGGGAGCCGGAACCCUAGCAACGUGACCUUCGCCAACAGACAGCCGGAUGGCCUUUCUGCAGGACUGGUGCCCGUGGCGGUGACCUCCGGUGGCCCUGCAGCAGACACCGCCUUCCUCUUCAUAGAUCACCACGACCCUGACCGACCACGGCAGCUCCUCGUCCUUGGGAGCUUCCCCCAGUCACCCGACAGUUCCAGGUCAGAAGGAAGAAUCACCGUCCCUCAAACCGAGAGUGGAGUAUCCCCGGACUUCCUGGAGAGGACCAGGGAGCUUCCAGAAGAAGGGACUGUGCAUACACAAGUGGUUGGCACUGGGGUGUCCAGCCAAGCCUCCCUUCCUGCCCUGGAACCUGAGAAGCCAACCAUGCUCUUCCAGAAGAGAAAUUCAUCAGGCCAGGAGCACUCUGGGCUGCAGUUCUCUUGGACCCAGAGUCGACCACCUCCCUCAGACCAUCCCUCGUCUUCUGGAAGCAUAAAGAAUUUUAACAACUCCACUGCCCUCCAAAGCCCAUCAGUCACCCAGACAAAGAGUACGCAUGUCACCAACACAUUCACUAAUGGUGUUCCAAGAAUGCUCCGGUCUUUGACUGUCAGCAUGGAACCUAUAAAUGAGACAGAGAGCUUCCCUGAGCACUCCAGAAUUGCCAUAACUUCAGCCUCAGUCCAUUCUUCACCCUCUGUGGUUGACUCAAGGACACACAGCAGACUAUCUGAGAGUCUGGGAGAUGGAGAAGGCAUGGGGCCAUCUACAGAAAAUGGGUUUGGACUUCCAUCCAUGCACUGGCAAAGUGACUCCCACACCUUUGGAGGACAUCAGCUUGCCAGCAGCUCGGAAGCAGGAAAUGGAAGUGCCGUGCCUCUGACUGAACUGGCGUUUAGGUCAGUUCCCUCCAUUGGUGGUGGAGAGCACACAGGACAGUGGUUCCCCACCAAGAGCAAAACAUCUACAGCUCCAGCAGAAAGCUCUGCUUUGCAUCCAGAAGCUGGGAGCACUCGGACUUUGACUAAGUUCUCACACACUGCACAACAGCCCCAAGGUGGGAGCUCAGGGUUGGAUGGGAAGAGUUCCUCAGAGUCUUCAUCCACAUCUUCCUCGGAAAGACUGGAUUCUGCAGCACCACGUGGAGGACACUCAACCCCGGAAGAAGAUGGUGCGCUGCUGAGUGACAGCUCGGACCUGGCAGAGAGCACUUCCGUGGUGCGCGCCCCGCACACGUCUGCGAUGCUCACCCGGGGCGGGGAACGCACGCUGCGGUCCCUCGGCCUCUCGCGCGCCGCCGCGACCCACCCAGCGCGCCCCACUCCGCGUGGGAACGUGACGGAGCACGCGGGCCUGCUGCCCCGGGCAGCUACCCUCGGAGUCACUGGACUGAACGACGGUCAAGAGCCCGGCUCAGACGCGGAACAGAGGACGUCCGGUGACCACACAGACCACGCCUAUGUUUCCUCUACUUUCACCAAAGGAGAACGGACAUUACUGUCCAUCACAGAAAACUCUUCCUCCUCAGACUCCGGCGAGAGCUCAACCUCUUAUAUUAGGAUCUCAGACCCUCCACGCUCGGACUUUUCUUCUUCUCAGGCUCAGACUAAAAGAAGUAACGUGUCCUCCUAUGAUGGCGAACCUGCUCAGUCUUCCACCGAGUCACUGGAUCUGCAUACAUCCCACCUUCCAUCCCAUACAUCCACCGUUAAUGUGCCAGACACCUUGGGUCUUGAUGCCAGCACUCGGUCUGUUGAGGACCCCUCUGAGGCGGCCCCUUCUCCGCUCCCCUCAGUGUUACAGCCCCACCAGUUUCCGUCAACCUUACCAUCAACCGGGUCUCCCACACAGCAGCUGAAGUCUACCUCUGAGCCAGCCACACCUUCAGCAUCCUCUCCGUCACCUUCACCCAUCUCCUUCGUGGUGUCAACCUUUGCCCCGCACUCUGUCCCGCAAACGACCGUCCCACAUUCAUCUUCUCCCCUGAUCCCACACAGGGCAAGGGAGCCACGUGUAACUUCAGUCCAGAUGUCGACAGUGGUAUCCCCUGUAGUGGUGUUCCCCAGUAACCAGACAGCAGACCCCAAGAACCAGAGCACCCCACAGCAAGACAAAACCGUCACGGAAGCAAAGUCACCAAGCCUGGCGUCUCUGCCCACGGACUCUACCAAACCAGUAACGAUGAGCCUUCCUCCAGGGACCCCUUGGUCCCCAGCCUUAAUGGGGUUCUCCACAGAGCCAGCCCUACCAGCCACAAGCACCAGCUUAGCCCAGAUGUCUCCAGCUUCGACGGCUCCCAUUUCCCAGACGACUCGCUCUCCCGUGACCAGUCCCAGCACCCUGUCAAGCACGGAAGCUUUGACCCCAGGGGCUGUCAUUGUGCCCACUACCCUGCCUGAGGAACAGCACCUGCCAACCAAUCCUGAAAUUCUAGUGCUGCAAACCUCAACAGAACAGGCCGUCACCACAGAAGGGACCCGGGUGCAUAUGGAUCCUACCACUCACUCUGCCCCUCUGACCACUACUCCCACAUCGGUGGAAGUGACCACAGAGCUGGGCCAGGCAGAAGAGGCCAGCCCGGUUUCGCCUUUUCUCAGAACAUCUUCACCUCAAGCUACAGAUGUUUCUACAGCUGCAAUGUUGACUUCCGAAUAUACCACCUUCGCUGCUCAGAGCCCCGCACAGUCACCAACAGCUCUGUCGCCUCCAGCCCCAGUCACCAGCUGUACCGUGAACCCCUGUCUUCAUGAUGGCGAAUGUCUCGUGGACCUCACCGGUCGUGGGUAUCGAUGUGUGUGCCCACCUGCCUGGCAAGGGGACAACUGCAGUGUGGAUGUGAAUGAGUGCCUCUCCAGCCCCUGCCCACCCCUAGCCACCUGCAACAAUACUCAGGGAUCCUUCAGCUGCAGAUGCCCAGUCGGGUAUCAGUUGGAGAAAGGAAUAUGCAAUCUGGUUAGAACCUUUGUGACUGAGUUUAAAUUAAAGAAGACUUUUCUCAAUACGACCGUGGACAACCAUUCCAGCACUCACGAGGUUGAGAACGAGAUCGCUCACACGUUAAACUUGUGUUUUUCAUCGUUGCCUGGUUAUAUCCGAUCUACAGUUGCUGUGUCCAGAGAGCCCAGUACAGAGGUGAUCUCACUACAAUCCACUUUUGCCCUGGCCUCCAAUGUGACACUCUUUGACCUGGCUGAUGGGAUCCAGAAAUAUGUCAACUCCUGCAGGUCCUCUGCUGAAGUUUGCCAGCUCUUGGGGUCUCAGAGGCGGAUCUUUAGAGCGGGCAACUUGUGCAAGCGGAAGAGCCCGGAGUGCGACCGAGAGACCUCCGUCUGCACCGACCUGGACGGCGUCGCCCUGUGUCAGUGCAAGUCCGGCUACUUUCAGUUCAACAAGAUGGAUCACUCUUGCCGAGCAUGUGAAGAUGGAUACAGGCUUGAAAAUGAAACCUGUAUGAGUUGCCCGUUCGGCCUUGGUGGUCUCAACUGUGGAAACCCCUACCAGCUCAUCACCGUGGUGAUAGCAGCCGCAGGAGGUGGCCUUCUUCUCAUCCUGGGCAUCGCACUGAUUGUGACCUGUUGCAGAAAGAGUAAAAAUGACAUAAGUAAGCUCAUCUUCAAAAGCGGGGACUUCCAAAUGUCCCCGUACGCCGAGUACCCCAAGAAUCCUCGCUCACAAGAAUGGGGCCGAGAAGCCAUUGAAAUGCACGAGAAUGGGAGCACGAAAAACCUUCUGCAGAUGACAGACGUGUACUACUCGCCCACAAACGUAAGGAACCCUGAACUUGAACGCAACGGACUCUACCCAGCCUACACUGGACUGCCCGGAUCAAGGCACUCCUGCAUUUUCCCGGGACAGUAUAACCCGUCUUUCAUCAGCGAUGAGAGCAGGAGGAGAGACUACUUCUGAGUCCAGGAGAGAGAGGGGCCGUGUCUCCGAGGCACUUCCCCAGCCCUCUGGCUCAGAGAACGACACCAGAAGGGAGCGCCGUGUACUGGCUGCCUCUAGGACUUGUCAGAGCCACACUUGAGGGGCAUGACCACAGUGGGAGAGGACAGAUGGAUGCGGAACUGCAGGCCACUCAUCCAGCACUGGUAUUACUGUGAACAUGAACGUGGGCCAGUACCGAGUCUCCGAACGUCUGGCGUGUAGAAUUGGCUGACUUCCGCAGGAGACCACUAGGCAUCAUUUCCAGGACCCAGUUCCCCUUUAAUUUGCACUUUAAUAGAUUGGGCAGGGAGGUUUCAUUUUUUUGACUCAUUUCCAGACUAUUCCAGAAAGCCUUCCUUUUCUAGGAUCCUUCUGCAGGCCUCAGCGUGGUGAUUGAUUGGCAGGCAGGUGCUGGCACUUUGGUUUCCCUGCCUGGUGGCUUGUGCUACACACCGGAUGGAGUACACAUACCACUGUGGUCCAGUGAUGCAGCAGUCAGGGGCAUAGUCUUUUAAGGUUUCUAGGUUGCCUGAGCUCAUUCCCAAGCUAACGCCCUAAACGAGAACUUGACCUUUGCAAGGCGAAGCACACACCUUCCAUUUGUGUUGUAAGUUGAGAUGAUACCUUGGCUUAGGAUUUAUUCAUUUUACUUUUCCAAACAAGAAUGAAUCAGGGCGAAAGGACUCCCACUUGGUUUUCAUUAGAAGUAUCCAGCUGCCCCUUAGUAAGUCCUGGCAGGCAGUAUCAGGCUGGUCCUCCGUGUGGGAGGGUGUUUUUGAACCAUGUGGGAGUCGCAUGGGGCCUGGGACUCUGACGCCAGAGUCUGCAGUUGUAAUAGGAAAAGGAGAGUCGAUCGCAGGUGCAUCUGAGCUAGCUAGCGUCUCAGCACUGAAGGAUAAAGCGGCCUGCUGUGGUCCCCACAGCAGAGUGGGACAGAGGAAUGGCCUGGACGACAGUAUUUCCUGCAUCACCCAGUGUUUUGAAAAGCUGGGGGGAUUCCCCGAGGAAGAAUAGGGAGCUGGGAGAGAGCCACAGGUAAGGGUGUGUACCUGGUAAUCUUUGAACCCAGAAUGUUGUCCACAAACUCACGGAAACUUUGGACCACUCAAAGCCAUUCUCUCGCCCGGGCGUCAAUAUGUCUGUGUUCUUGUGCAGUGGCCCCUCGAGACUCAGUUAUGGUCCAGGUCAGCUUUGGAGAACGAAAGCUUGGCCGGCUAGGGGCCUGAGAGCUUGCUUCGGGGGAAAGAGUUCUGUGUCUUGUUUAUUGCACUGUGGUGGGGUCCUGGUGUGUGUGUGUGGAGGGCAGAGGGCUCUGUCCCCUGUGGAACUACAUUUAUCAACUUGUGGAAUAUUGGAAUAUCCUGGUUUGGGAUGAGUGAGGAGGGCAAAGCAUUUCCCCACUCUGAAGCUGGAAAUUCAGUGGCAGAUCUUUCUGGAAAUGGGGCAGCUGUUGGAGAUGGAUCUGUCUGUGUGUUUAUGUGGGGUUCUCUGGUUCCUCCAAAUUUUAUGCAGGUCCCCAUCCUGUUUUAAGUGUGAGCUGUGCCUCCUGGUCUCCACCACUCAGGACCACUAGUCAGGUGCAGUGGAUUUUAACCAUCAGAAGGCACUCAUGAGUACAGGGAGAAUUCUGUUGCUGUUAGUUGAUGCUAACUUCAGGUUGCAAAGCAGCCCUCAAGAAGCCAUGGGUCUUGCCUCUAGCUCACUGUGGAACUGAUGGCUCCUUGUAUCUUUGUGAGCUCCUGUGCUCGGCUUGCCUGGGCCCAGAUCCCUUGUGAGGUAGCCUGGUUCUAGCCCUUCCCUCAAUGUCCCUGUUUGUCCCCAGCCUCACUGCUGUUCCCACCCACACACUUCUAAUGCCUUCAGCUGGCGUCACAGCUGCUGAGCACCUGCUUAGGGGCCAGGAGCCUCAAGCCCCACACAAUGGAAAUUCCCAGAAAAAUUCCUGGGAAGAAUCCCAGUGUCCAGAAAAAGUGUCCUGUGAGUUCCAAAAAUGCUUGCUGACUCAUGAGUUUGGUCCAAAUAGAGUUGAUUAAGAGUGUUUCAUUUUUUUUCUUUUUUUUUUUUAACUGUGAAAAAAAAUGAGAGCGCCAAGCAAGGGUGAAUUCAUACUGACUCUACCGUUUCACGGGGGGCUUGAGAUGAAGAAUUUGUAUAAGAGACAUAACUUAUCUGGGACUCUCUCUGCCCACCAUUGGAAGGAAUGGGGUGACUGGGUGCUCUGCUACUUGGGGUUACAUCCAGAUGGAGCCUGGAGAUAGGACGUCAGUCAGCAGGCCAUGUGCAGGACAGACAGGAUGAACCCGUGCCUAGACGUGCAGAGUCUCCGCUGGACACAAGUGCUCAGAGUCCGUCCCUAUUACCUAGAACGCAUAAUUCACGUGCACGGACAUGUCACAGUCCUGCAUUGGGGUCCCAGGGUGGAGGAAGUGGGGGGAAGGGAAAAGGUACACUGCUUAGGAAAUGCUGUGUGCAAAAGAGCCAGGCCAGGCAGAACUUAG
This is a messenger RNA of Peromyscus leucopus (white-footed mouse), 6458 nucleotides long. It is a transcript of the gene Heg1, whose product is annotated as heart development protein with EGF like domains 1. The record is from RefSeq and is a predicted model, not a curated record. Lineage: Eukaryota; Metazoa; Chordata; Mammalia; Rodentia; Cricetidae. Gene Ontology annotation, biological process: heart development. Gene Ontology annotation, molecular function: calcium ion binding.